Molecule: messenger RNA, 183 nt
Organism: Ilex paraguariensis (yerba mate)
Lineage: Eukaryota; Viridiplantae; Streptophyta; Magnoliopsida; Aquifoliales; Aquifoliaceae
Source: the annotation of a GenBank genome assembly
AUGCAGAACGAGGAGGGACAAAACAUGGAUCUUUACAUCCCCAGGAAGUGCUCUGCCACAAACAGACUGAUCACUUCAAAGGAUCAUGCUUCUGUGCAGAUCAAUGUUGGACAUUUGGAUGAAACUGGCCGAUACACUGGUCAAUUCUCCACAUUUGCUCUCUGUGGCUUUGUCCGGGCCCAG